CCGGGAGGGGUUGGCCUUAGGGCUGCAAGGGAGACGCGGCGGCCGGGGGCCGAAGCGAGAACGCUCCUUUGCGCGCGCCCGCGCCCCCGCCCCCGCCCCCGCCCAUCCGCCCGCUGGCCGGUCGGUGAGGGCGGCUAGCAGCCCGACUGCCCGGCUUUGCAGCCCAGGCUGUGUGUGCGUGUGCGUGCCCGCGGAGGGAGGACGUGGAAGGGGCGGGAGGAGCUACGGCGGGAGAUGCGGGCGACCGCGGACGCCCGGCGGGCUCGGCUCGGCCGCCGCCGUCUCCGCGGCCGUAGCGCCCGUGGGCUGCCCGCGUGAAAAGAGGGCGGCGGGGGGCGCCCGCCGCGGCGGAGCCGCAGCUCAGCGGCGCCCGAGGGAGAGGAGGACCUGAGGGAGACCCCGCGCCCUCGGAGCCAUCAUCAGGCAGUUUGGCAUAGUGGAAAUUGAGUGAUGACCUGAGUCUGGAGAUGUGGAGCAAAACACUUAAGCGCUCAACCCCAUGCUUAAGGCCAAAUUAGAUAAAAAGUGCCUAUUUGUUUUGGUAGUGGAGGUACCUCCCUUACACUUAAGAAAUGACAAGUUCUUCAAAAAAAAUCCUAGUAUAAGUCCUUAUCUGACAGAAUGGUGAGCUCACUGCUAUGGACAGUGCUAUUACACUGUGGCAGUUCCUCCUUCAGCUCCUUCAGGAGCCUCAGAACAAGCAUAUGAUCUGCUGGACCUCGAGUGAUGGGGAAUUUAAGCUUUUGCAAGCAGAGGAGGUGGCUCGACUCUGGGGAAUCCGCAAGAACAAACCUAGCAUGAAUUAUGACAAGCUAAGCCGAGCUCUCAGAUACUACUAUGUAAAGAAUAUCAUUAAAAAAGUGAAUGGUCAGAAGUUUGUGUACAAGUUUGUCUCUUACCCAGAGAUUUUGAACAUGGAUCCAAUGGCUGUGGGGAGGAUUGAAGGAGACUGUGAAACUUCAGGCUUCCAUGAAGUCAUCACCAAUUCAAAAGAUUUGGAGAAUGGAGGAAAAGAGAAGCCAUCUCAGCCAUGUGCCAAGACCUCUAGCCGCAAUGACUAUAUACACUCUGGCCUCUACUCUUCAUUUACUCUGAAUUCUCUGAACUCUUCCAAUGUAAAGCUUUUCAAGUCUAUAAAAAUUGAGAAUCCGGCUGAGAAACUGGCAGAAAAAAAAUCUCCCCAGGAACCAACACCUUCAGUCAUCAAAUUUGUGACAACACCCUCCAAAAAGUCAUCAGUUGCACCUAUUCCUUCUACCAUUUCAGCUGGCCCAACUAUUUCUACAGCUUCAGAAGAAACCCUCCAAGCCUUGGAGACUCUAGUUCCUCAAAAAUUGUCUUCUCCAGAAACUCCACCUUCCAUACCCUAUAUUAUGACCACUUUUACCAGCACACCUCCUGUUUCUUCCAUAUCUCCCUCUUUGCAGGAUCCUUCCAGAUCACCUUCACCACCCUUGAGUCCUAACGCAGACCUAGACAUUGACACAGACAUUGACUCAGUGGCUUCUCAGUCCGUGGGCCUCCCUCAGAACUUUUCCUUGGAGCUCAAAGACCAGGAGUUAGCACUGCUAGAGAAAGAAAGCACAAUUCAUUCAUCAAGGUCCAAGAAACCCAAAGGGCUAGAGCUGGCACCCACUCUGGUGAUCACAGGCAGUGAUCCAAGCCCCCUGGGAAUAUUGAGUCCCUCUCUCCCUACGGCUUCUCUCACUCCUGCACUUUUUUCACAGACUCCUAUCUUAUUGACACCAAGUCCCUUGCUCUCCAGUAUCCACUUUUGGAGCACUCUCAGUCCUGUUGCUCCUUUAAGUCCAGCCAGACUGCAAGGUGCUAACACCCUUUUCCAGUUUCCUUCUGUCCUGAACAGUCAUGGGUCAUUUACUCUGUCUAGCCUGGAUGGACCAUCCACACCUGGCCCCUUUUCUCCAGAUCUACAAAAAACAUAGCACAUGCACUUGUGGAAAGAGAAAUAAGAGAAAUAAAGAAGAAAUAGCUAUUCAGCAUAUCGUAUUUAAAAUGCUGAUAAUGGACUAUUGUGAUUUUUGCCAUUCCCGUUUAAAAUGCCUUUUCAGAGUUUUCUUUGAAUAGAACUCGAGUUGGGACUAUGUAUGGAAACGCCUUAAUUGGAGUCUAUAGACUCCACCUGUCCCUUUUACCUCUCCUUUUCUUUUUCCUCCUUCUUCAUUUUAGGUAAAAGGAGGUUUUUUUCUGCAGAAUACAAAGAUGGAAUAAUGUUUUGAUAUGAGCAGAUAAGAACAAAAAUUAUAUUUUGGCUACUGGGACAUGUUGGCAGGAAAAAGAUUUAUACUUGGAAUUGGUGAUUUCAAGAAACUGUGGAUGAAACUGACUACACCUUGAAAGACUUGGUGUCCUCCCUCACACCAGGAAGAAAACACUGUCAGUUAUAGCUGAUAAAUGGUAAUGGACAAAGAAACAUCCCUCCUUCAUGCAGAAUGAGGUUUGAACAGCACUGCUGGGGAGACAAACAGUUCUGCAGUGAAUUGUAGUAUAUAUAGGCAACACAGAAAGAGGCAUCUAGUUUACAUUUCUUCAGGGUGAAUCUCUCAGUUACUAUAAGCCAUAUGUGAUCUUGUCUGAACCUGUCAAUAGAAUAUGGAAUCCAAUUUUUCUGCUUCACCCUAAGGAGUGGGAGGGGAGGGGUCUCUUUAAACCUGAAGUGAUGGUUACUUAUUUUUAAGACAGUGUUUGGAAGACUCUUUGAGAAGAUGGAACUCUGUAUCCAGCAUAGAAACAUUGACUUUGCUGCAGUCUGGGUAGUAUAUACACCCACUGAAUACAGUACCGUGGAAGAUGAAUAGGUUUUUGUGAGGAUGGUGCUGCAUUAUUGAAAACUUAGGACAUAUUUAGUUAAGAUUCCUAAUUGAGCAACCUGAAAGGACAUUUGUGGCUUUUUCAGUCAAGAAGAUACCCAAAGUACAGGACCCGUUUCUGUUUGUAGUAACUCAGGUUCUGCUGUGCAUUUUUUUCUUAUUCCUUUUAAAAUUUGAAAUUGUAAUAUUUUUGAAGCUAUAAGAAAAAAGGUGAAAAGAGAAGUCCUCAAAAUCACCCAGUGAGGUAAAGAAGUACUUAUUUUGUAGGAAUAUUUUUAUCUUAAUAGGUGGGGAGUUUACUUGAGAAUACUAUACCAUGUUUCAGUUUGGAGUUGUUCAAAUAAUGAGAAAUGCAGGCUUUCAUCUCAGUCAUUGAACUUGGUUUAAUUUGUCAAACAUUAGCCAUGUGGUAGAAAUUAUUUCCUGUCUGUGUGAGGUGAAUGUAGCUUCUCUGAAUUCAAGAAACUGGACAGAGGCCAGCAUCAUAGUUGGGGACUGUGUUGAUAUUUUUGGCCUGGAAGUCUAGAUUCAGAUAACCUCCCCAGAUUGAAUUUCUCUUUCAGUGCUAGAGAUAUUAUAAGAUUGUAUCACACUGAUUAAAUGGGAUGAGGCAGAACUUGCAUGCUUUCUGCUUGUGCUGGGGAUAAAGAAACGAAGGAUUCCAGAUGACAAUAAGUCAACUCAGCACCUUCCAGCUGCACAAAAUUCACUUUAAAUUUGUUUUUAUACUGUAUAGAGAUUCUUAUGUAUGAGAUUUUAAUUAGACAAAAGUAGCUGGCUACAUAAUUUUGGUAUAGAUUGUAUUCAUAGUAACUCAUGUAACCAGAGGUCUCAAGAUUUUGUAACAUUACUUGCUUGCCCAAUUUUGGUGUGGAGUGGUGUCUUUCUGUUCUAAAAGUCUCUUUUUCUCUGCCUAGUGGAUCAAAUUGAAUAUGUAGCUUGAUUGACUGGGAGUGGAGGAAAAGGAUUAUAUUCAGGGAACUGCCUUCAUAUAUUUUGAAGUUUUGGAGGUAUGUUGCUGGCUCAUAUGAGGAAACCAUCCAUUCCUGUGAUGUGCAAUAGCAAUGCUGAAAGGUUACUGUAGGUAGUGACAAGGAGCAAUCAUUUGGAAUAUUUAGUUUGCACAUCUCUUUGAAAAUUAAACCUCCCAUAGCACUUUCUGAACUAGUGUUAUUAGUAUGAUUACUGUUUUAUACUUUGUAAUAAGAAGAUGCUGGGGUGUUCAAGUUACCUGGGAAUUUUAAAAUUGUUAAGCACUAAAGAAAAAUUUAUUUUCAUGAAUUAACAGAGGAAUCAAGCCAUUGGAUAGUUUUCCAGAGACCAAAGAUGUGGUCUCUGUGCAUUUCCUGUCUUUUAGGAUAGGGAUAUCAUGGAAUUAGAUGGCACUAUUAAAGGCAGCUUAAUGGAAACCAGUUUUAUCUGGUUUUCCUUAAAUAUAUCUGUCCCUGCAACCUUAGAGAAGUAUAUAGCCAUACCUGGUUGAUUGUGAUCUGCUUUCUCUUCAUGAAAUCAUCUUUAUUUAAGGGAAGAUGGUGAUUCUUUUAUCAUUGGGAGUCUUACUUAAUUCUUUUGAAAAAUGAGAUGUUAACAGCUGUAACUCAUCUGAACAAGGUUGGCAUGAUCAUCUUGUUUCUAACCUACCUCCUUUAGGCAAAGACUCAGUAUCAGAAUCUUUAGAAAAUCUAGAGAUACUUAUCAGAAAGUCAGCAUCCCAUUUAGGAUCAAUAGUCAUUGAGAAGACUGAUACAGAUGGCUAUUCAUUAUAUAUGAUUAAUUAUCCAUCAUAUUACUGGAUUGAAUGUUGUUAGGCAACAGUAGCCUAAGUAAAAGAAGGGAAGCCAAUUGAACUGGGUAGUAGGAGUUCUGCUGUCAGACUGACUUUAACUUUUCUUUUUGCCAUCAUUUCUCAAAAUAUUCUUCCUCAUUAAAGAUAUUAUGCUGCCUUCUAUUCAAAAUUAAAUCAUAGUUUGUUGCUAGUUAUCUUUAUUCUUUAAAAUGAUGUGUUACAGUGAUUUGAGGUUGGUGACGAUAUGUAAUAGGAUGAAAACUUCCACUAAUUUAUUUUACAUAAUCCUGGAAUUACAAAAGACAGGACAGCUCAUGAUCAUUUUGCCUGUUCUCCAGUCUCUGAAUAAAACUAUAUCCAAAUCACAUAAAACAGCUAUUCAACAUAUUUUUAAAGCUUUUCAGGGAAGGAGGUUUGGCGGGUUUCUGAAGUAUUUUUAGACAGUCUGUAUACUGUAUAGUAUUCCUUUGGCACCACCUAAGGAUUAGGACCUUUGAUUUCUGGUGCUGUGUCCAGGGUUCAUUGUGGUUAUUUACUUCCUGGGAUAAUUUGAUUCUAGGGGAGGUGGAUACUGUAAUAUUUGCUUUUUAGGACUGUUGAUUCAGUACUUCCACAAUGCCUAAUCAAAUCCAGGAAGUUUUCCUUACAUUCUAGAAGGAAAAAUAAAUUCAGCAGCCUCAGAAAUACAUGUAGGGAAUAUUGGAUAAUUUACUUGAGUUUAACUGGAAAAGCCCUUUAAGAACCUAGGCCUAUAUGUGUGCUGCUGUUUUAGAGAACAAGAAUUCAGAGCUCACUUGUAGGCUCUACUUAUUAGUUUUUCCAUACAUUUUCAGUAAGACUUAGAAAAAAACAAUCCUAGAAUUUCAGAACUUUGACUCUACAGGAUAGCAUCACUUCAUUUAUGUGCCCAUCCAAUUUUGAAUGAUGAUGUGUUGCCCAACAAUGUUGCUUCUUGCUGAUACUGAAGCACCGGUUUCCUGAUUCUGUAUUCUGAUAAUAAGCUGUUUGUGCAAUCAGUUUAAUCACACUCACAGACAUUUGUGCAGUAUUGUCCUUUAAUAUAUUACUUCCAAGUUAAGCCUUGAAAAAAUCGUGUAUGCUUUUUAUUAUAUAGGGGGAUGGAUUAUUCUUAUAUUAAGUUUUUCCUUUUAUGCAAACAUCUCCAUCACAUUUGGAAUUUUGUACAUGAGUGUGCCAUUAACUUCCAUGAAACUUAAUAUUCUCUUUUGAAAGUUGCCAAAUAAAAAGGCCCAAAUGAACUAGAUAAAAUUUAAGUCGGUAAUUGACAGUUUAUGUCUGCAUUUCCCUCCCCUCACCAUUAACCAGUAAUGAUUUAUGUAAUCAUUUUACUUCAAAAUUCAGGACUACUUCAAAUUAUUUUGCUUUAUACUUAUUUUUAUCCUUCAUUGGAAGAUUUUGUUUGGCGAUAAGAGAACAUUUUGGGGGUUCUAAAAGGAUGUUUUUAGGGAUGGGUUUAUGCUGUUAAUCAUUGCCAGUCUGAUUUGUUUCCAUUUCUCCUUUUGCCCUUUGUUGAAUGAUAAAUUAAGUUUUGCACUACAGAAUUGUGCUUUCUGAAGUGCCAUUUUAUUAUAUAUUCAGGACAUUAUAUAUAUAUAUAUAUAUAUAUAUAUAUAAAUUAACAGGCGUGGCAGGACUUCAUCUCUGUUAGUUGAAAAAAAAAAACAUAAAUAUCAAGACCAGUAGAAAAACAGAAAGAGUGCAGAUAGUCUUCUGUUUAGGAAUUAUAACUCAAGGGUUAUAGAAUAGUUUGAUAAGAGUUAAUUUUUCCAUCCAUAAAUAGUUUAGAUGAAUUAGAGAUUAACAUUAGUUUUUUUUUUUUUUUCUAGCCAAUGAAUUGGUUGGACCAUAAGCAUUUUUUUAAAAAAGCAUCUUGAAACAUAUGCCUGCUUGGUUUUGUAUCCAAAAUAGGUUGUGUGGGUGGUUGUUUUUCAAAUGUUGCUUGUACUUCCUAAAACAAAAGUACCCUGCUCUGCCUUUUAGGUUAUCAGAACCCCCCCACUAAAGCUUUUGCACCUUGAAAUCUAGAAUUCUUGUGGGUGGCUAGUAAUCAAAGAAAAAGGACGGUUUUGACUUGAUUUUAGAUAUAUUGGGCCUUUUAGUAAGAAAUUCGUGUUUUGGCUUGCAAACAGCACAUCUGAGAUACUGAUAUAGAAUAAACAUUCCCCUUAGAGCUAUCUUUUUUUUUCCCAGAGCACCCUUUUUUUAAAAAAUAUUUUAAGAAAAAGAUCAGCAAUCUGCCAGAACAUUGUUGUAGUUGGGGUGUUAACAUUAAUACUUAACAUUUAGAAAGUGAUUUGUGAGAGAGGGAAUAUAGAUUUUAAUUUAGACAUUCUACAAAGACCAGGAAAUUCAAACUUCUGUUAAAAAUUUUUAAUGAAAUUUUUAACUAAAAUAUUCAUAGAAAAGUGCUCAAACAUGUUAAAUGAUAGUGACUCUGGUCUCCUAGGGGUGAUACACAUCUGAUAGUUUUGUCAGAGUUUUGAAAUUUUAUUUUUUAAUAUUUAAUUGAGACUGGAACAUUUCCUUCAAGUUAUUCUGACAUUGGCUAAAUAUGUAUAUAAACACACGCAUAUAUAUAUAUAAAAUCUAUUUUUCAGAGGGAUAUAUAUUAUUCAUCCCUUGGACUGGGGUGGUUCCUAGGCUAUAUAUUUUAUACUAAAACUAAAGUUUUGCUGUACUUUGCAGUUAUAUCACUUUUUAAAAUUUAAUGCCUUGCACAUUUCAAUUUCUUAUUAUAAAAAAUUUCAGUAAGUACAAAGUCAUAGGCCUUAAUAUAGACUAUUGCUUGCCAACUUAAAAAAACAAAACUCAGUGCUAUUAUGACAUGUAAUUUUGAAAAAAUCAUCUUAUUCUCUGGUCUGUUAUAUUGGUAUAAGAUUGGGCAAACAGGAUUUUUAAACGAUAGUCUUCAUUUACUUUUGCUUCUCUGUUGACUAUGUUCAUCAGGUUGCUUACUGCAUAAUUAUAGGAGUUUAUACUGAAAUAACUAUUCUUAAAAUACAGAAAUGUAAACAUGGAUUGAAUGACUAGGAGUUGGCCUUUGUUGUCCGAUUUAACCCUUUGAACAAUAUAUUGUCAAUGAAAGGAGAAAUGCUGGCGUAGGAAAAUACCUUGGGAGGAGUGCUGUUCCCAAUCUUCCUUAUCUUGACCGUUCAGGUAAUAGAGCUCUGGGAGAGUUCUGUUAGGACAGAUUUAGGAUCUUUUAAAUUGGGGGUGACCUAAAGCUGGGCCAGAACUCUAGCAAACUAAUAACAACAUGAUUGGAUUACAGGAGUAGGCUGUUCUUUACUUGCUGAUGAAAAUAUGUUUUUGUUGUCAUGCACCAUUAUUAGCACUGUUUCAUAACUGGAAGCACUUAACUUUUUGUUUUGAUUUUUAAUUUUCAGCUGAAGGUUUCUCUAGAGAAUCAGGAAGUGGAGUUUAUUACUAUUUUAUAUUUUCUGGAAUUUUGUACUGUUUGGGAGGGGGACAAAUGGAUUCACAAAAUUGAUUAUUCUAUUAGGCUUUCUGAGGUGUUGUAUUUUGGCUAGAAUGUUUUUAAAUAUACAAGCUCUUAAAAUUGUGCUGUAUAGAAUAUGAUUUUUAUGAUUAGCUAUUGAUGGAUUGCACAAAAUUUUGUAAUGUAUCAGGUUUCAAGUUUCUUCUCUGUGUAACCAUUAUUACUUUAUUGUUCAUUGUGGUGUGGAGGGAAAUUGUGUCCCUUCUAAAAACAUUUCAUAUAUAUUUUUGUUUAUUGGUGCAGUGUUACCAGAUGGCCUUAUGUAUAUUACAUUCAUUGCUUUUGUGAUACAGUAGCAUAUUUUAUGUACUCUGCUGUACAUAUUAGUGAAUCUUUCUGAGAUGCAUUUCUAAAAGAUAGCAAAUAAAUUGAUAUCUUUAAUUCUUGAUUAUUCAAAGAUUGUUUAUUAUUAGUAUAAAUCCUAUAUCCAAUCUACAACUGAUUCUUUACCUUCUGCCUUUGGACAAUUUCACUUAUUUUGACUAGGGGAAAUUAAACAGAUGAACUUAUAAGUUAAUUUUGAUACCUGUUGGCUUAAGAAUUUGGUAUGAGAUUGAUGCUAUUCAUUAAAAUGGGGUUUUAACAUUUCUUAUUUCAAUAUUUUAGCUUUAUAUCUCUUGCCUCUUAUUUUAACACAAAGCUCAAAAAAAAAAUAAGGCUGUCUAGAGAUUUACUUUGUGAAAAACAAACCAGUAAAUUCUCAAUGGUCCUUGUUUUGUUGGGUCAGCUAAAGUGUACUUCUCUGUCUAUGAAAAGUAUCUGUUUACAAGAGACAGUUGGGACAGAGUAGUUCAUGGAGAAUAAUUUUAACGUUAGCUCUUUGGAAAUUACAUUGGUUGAGCUAUUUUAGUGCUGGUGAUACAUGCGAUUAUAUCUUUGAUGAGACUAAGAACUUAAAAUUAACUGAAACUAAACAGUUUUGCAUUCUUGGAUUUCACUCACCCAGUCCAUGGAGUGGCUUUAAAAAACAAAAAACAAAAACGUAUCUACCUGUGAGAGUUUUACUCUGUAAACACUGACAAGUUAAUUUUAGAAAUAGUUCUUAGUUUGGGAUACGUGGUAAUGAAAAAUUGUCAAAGUGCUUUCUUUAUACUUAAAUCCACUUAACUGGGAACAGUUGCUUCUUUGUAAUUUUUUUCCUUAUUCAUUUUAUUGAAAUUGUACCUAAUAUUUAGUAUCUACUGCCAUUGUAAACAACAUUGUGUUGCUGGUGUAUAAUACAAGUACAUAUGUAGUAAAACAAAACAAAAAAAGGUAGAUAACUAUUGAAAUGUUGGUUAAUCCCUGGCCUUUAUUAAUCCCAGUACAAUUUACAUUAGAGAGACCUGCAGUGUGUUACAACAUGAAAAGGGUUGGAAAGUGCAAGAAAUAUUAGUACUGAUGAUGCCACAAGAGAGAAACUGCCAUAUCUUCUGGCUGAGCAGCACUGAUGCACUGUGGGGAAAUAAUAAAGGGAUGAUCUUCAAAGUUGGUUAGGGCCAUUGGGCAACUAGAAUUCAGAAUUUUUAUGUUUAAACAUAGCAAAGAAAAGCACAAGGAUAAGAUCAAUGAAGAAAAGUUUGUGUUUGCACUUUGAGGGCUUUAAAGCUCUCUGCUUUUAAAAGAAAAAAGUAUCAUUGAUAAUCAGUGCAUCUCCAACUCUUGUGAGGGGCUGCCCUGAAUAAUCAGAGGAUUUUUUAAAUAAAUUGAUUUAAGUUGUGUGCACGCACACAUGCAUGCGUGCAUAUAUAUACACACAUGCUAUAAUGGCAAUGUGUAUCUUUUUU
Molecule: messenger RNA, 9900 nt
Organism: Sarcophilus harrisii (Tasmanian devil)
Lineage: Eukaryota; Metazoa; Chordata; Mammalia; Dasyuromorphia; Dasyuridae
Gene: ELK4
Product: ETS transcription factor ELK4
Exons: 6
Coding region: 639-1943 (434 amino acids)
Biological process (GO): cell differentiation; regulation of transcription by RNA polymerase II
Cellular component (GO): nucleus
Molecular function (GO): DNA-binding transcription factor activity, RNA polymerase II-specific; sequence-specific DNA binding
Source: RefSeq, a predicted model, not a curated record